CGUACAUAAUGAUAUAAUAGGCCUUUGUUUCCGUUUUCCAGAGUCUAGGUAUACUAUAUAUCUAGGUUUGUGAUAGAACCACCUACUUUUUUUUUGUAUUUUAAACACUAAAAGGAAAAUUCCGUUCUGUGCCGUAAAACACUAUAGAUCUUCUCCAUUGUUGAUGUAGAUCUAGAACUUAGAUCUUCUCCAUUGUCUAUGUAGAUCUAGAUCAAGCUAGAAUAAUAUACAUUAAUUGACUUUAGUGUUAGAUCUUUACAUAGUGUAGCGUACAUUAAGGUUAUCCUUGACCUGUGAAUUUAAACAUUGAACGUGAACGAGAAUUACUUUGGUAAAAGUCAUUAUUGAUCUAUAUUGAAGCAGCUCUGUAUGUGGUGUGCGCAAGGUCUCCUUGUUGAGCAAUGUAGCAGUAAGACUACAGUGGUAGGCUAUGCUCUCCUCAUCUAGGUCUCCUGCCAUCGGCAUCGACUUAGGGACUACCUGCUCCAGCGUCGCUGUCUUCUUGAAUGACAAGGUGCAGAUAAUCGCAAACGAACAGGGAUGUCGAAGCACACCCAGUUCUGUGGCCUUCACAGACACAGAGGUGCUCGUGGGCGAGGCCGCCAAAUCUCAGGAGUCGAGAAAUCCCGCCAAUACUAUCUCAGACUCCAAACGUAUCAUCGGCCGGAAUUUUGAUAACCGCCUGCUGCAGAAUGACUUGAAAACUUGGCCGUUUUCUGUGCUGGAGAAGAAAGGGAAGCCAAUGAUACUUGUGAAUUAUCUGAACCAAAGCAAGUUAUUCGCCCCUGAGGAGAUUAGUUCUAUGAUUCUGGGCAAGAUGAAACAAGUGGCAGAGGCCUACCUCGGAAUGCCUGUCAACGACGCAGUGGUUACCGUCCCUGCCUACUUCAAUGACUCCCAAAGGCAGGCCACGAUAGAUGCUGGCUCCAUUGCUGGUUUGAACAUUCUGAGGAUCAUCAACGAGCCCACAGCUGCAGCCCUCGCUUACGGCUUGGACAAGGCGCCUGAAGGAGAGAAAAACAUUCUCAUCUUCGACUUGGGCGGUGGCACGUUCGAUGUCAGCAUACUGACCAUCAACAAAGGUUCCUCUUUCGAGGUCAAGGCCUCCGCUGGAGACACCCAUCUCGGCGGGGAAGAUUUCAACCUUUGUCUUCUGAGUCACUUCGUGAAAGAGUUCCAUCGCAAGUCUGGAGUGGACAUUGGCCGAAAUCAGAGGGCGCUGCAACGUCUGAAGGCGGAGUGUGAACGCGUUAAGAAAUGUCUGUCUGUGAGUGCAGAAGCGAGGCUAGAGGUGGACUCCCUCUUCCAAGGAAUAGACUUCACCAGCAGAAUUACAAGGUCAAGGUUCGAAGAGAUCUGUAAAGAACAGUUCAAGGCCAUCAUGGACCCAGUCAAGGUCGUUCUUCAAGACGCUUUCCUGACCAAAGAAGAAAUUCACGAGAUCCUUCUCGUGGGAGGCUCCACGAGGAUUCCCAAAGUGCAAGCGAUGCUCACGCAAUUUUUCGACGGGAAGGAGCUGAAUAAGUCCAUCAACCCAGACGAGGCUGUGGCUGUUGGUGCUGCUGUGCAGGCCGCUGUCAUCUCAGGAGUUACCAGCAAGUGUAUUAAGGACAUUCAUCUCGUUGACUUGUCUCCAUUGUCUCUUGGGAUCGAAACAGCGGAUGGCGCUAUGACAGUGCUUGUCAAACGUGGGACACCCCUGCCCUAUACUACAUCAAGCGUGUUUACAACCCACUAUGACUACCAGACAGCAGUGACCGUACAGAUCUUUGAAGGUGAGAGGUCCAUGGCCACAGACAACGAACUUCUUGGAGUGUUUGAGCUUCGAGACAUCCCUCCUGCGCCACGCGGGGUGCCAAAAAUAACAGUCACAUUAGAGCUGGACGACAACGGCAUCCUGAAAGUGGGCGCUGAAGACAAAGUUUCAGGGAAAUCCAGCAACAUAUCCAUCACAGCAAAUAAAAAUCGCUUGUGUAGAUCUGCUGUCAAAAAGUUGAUCGCUGAGUCCAAACGACACAGGUUGGACGAUGAAACGAUGAGGGCGCUGGCGUCGUCACGAAACGAAUUAGAAUCAUUGGUCUACAAAACUCAGCGCGCAAUGCAGUCGGCGGGGAUCCUGCUAAGCCUAGAGAACAGAUUGCUCGUCGAUAAAGUCUGCAAUGAGACUGUCCUAUGGCUGGAAGCCAACAGAGAUGCUGUUAUGGAGGAGUUGGAAGCUCAGCGAGACAGGCUGCAGUCAGUCGGCGAGGAACUGAUGAGACUUCACGAGGAAGAGUGCGGCGAUCCAGCAUGCAGGCCGUGGCUGUCAACCAGUGAGGAGGAGGAGGAAUCAGUGUCUCAUGCUUCCAGAGGUCAAAUGUAAUGCAAAACGAAAAAAAAAGCUUUAAUUAAAUCAUGAUUCGAACAAAUAAAAUAAAAUAAAAGACUUCUGUUACAGCUGA
This is a messenger RNA of Biomphalaria glabrata, 2441 nucleotides long. Its product is annotated as heat shock 70 kDa protein-like. Gene Ontology annotation, molecular function: ATP-dependent protein folding chaperone; ATP binding; heat shock protein binding. The record is from RefSeq and is a predicted model, not a curated record. Gene Ontology annotation, cellular component: cytoplasm. The transcript is spliced from 9 exons. Bases 431 to 2362 code for a protein of 643 amino acids. Gene Ontology annotation, biological process: protein refolding; cellular response to unfolded protein. NCBI's taxonomy places the organism in Eukaryota, Metazoa, Mollusca, Gastropoda, Planorbidae.